Sus scrofa (pig) is the source of this 4541-nucleotide messenger RNA. NCBI's taxonomy places the organism in Eukaryota, Metazoa, Chordata, Mammalia, Artiodactyla, Suidae. The record is from RefSeq and is a predicted model, not a curated record.
AUUUAAAGGGAAGUCACUGGAGUGAAGAUCACCGUGAUUGCUCUGAAGUGUGUGAAGAGGGGCACGUGAAACACUCACUGGCUGCCUUUGUAUGGUGACCCAUAACAGUCUUUUUUCUUUGUUACAAACAGGGUUUGGAUGAAUGUUAGUUCUUUUCGGUUUAUUCCUUGAAGUAGGAUCUCUGGGUGAGCAAUAUUCUAAGACUUUUGGUCUAUCACAAGAUUUUUGAGGGGUUGCCUAGAUAAGUCCAUGUCAGGUUUCUCCACCUAUCCUGACGUAGUAAACCUGAACCCUAAAUUGUGGCAGCAGCCCAGCGGUUUUUGAAAUGCCUCUGAUCAUUGGUCAAUAACUUUGCAACUAAAGAAACAGAGGACGCCAUUGGCUAGAGUUCGUCAGAAGGCGGGCAGAAGGUGGACUCUGGAAUGUUAGAUCUGUGGUUGCCAUAGCGACAGGGAGGCGGGCAGGCCAGAUUCAGCGCUGGGGACCCAACGAGGUGCUUAGAAGAACAUGUAGUUGAGAAUCAAACAAAUGGAAUAUAGCACAGAACUUUGCUGAAAUGGACAACUCCACGCAAAAAGACCAACACUCUGGCAAAAAGUGUUCCAGAAAGGCCAAGAGAGUACAGAAAGGUUUUACUGCUGCAUAUCCAACACAAUCCUCCAUUCCUUAUAAAUAUCAGCCUUCAGUCAUUCCAGAAUCAGAAAAAAAAGGAUUUAAUAGUCAAGCCAAGAGAUUUUACCACAAAAAGGACGACAUCCCUGGCCCUGGGUUCUACGACGUCAUUCACCAGUCCCCUGUGUUCGACAGUGUGUCCUUGUCUAAGAAAGGGACGGGCACCUUUCCCUCUAUGCGGGCCCGGUUGGAUACCAUCAUUUCUAAACACCCUGCAGCUAAUGCAUACACAAUCCCAUCACAUUUUGUUUCGAAGAAAGACUUCAGUAAUUCCUGUUCCAGCAUGUUCCAGCUGCCAAGCUUCAGGAAAGUUCUCAAACUUGAAACUCCCGCACCAAACCAUUACAAUGAAGCUUUUUUCAGACCUGGAGAACAAUGGUGGAGUCAGCUGGCAAGGAGCAGAAAUGCGACUUCUGUCUCUUGCUGCAAGCAGACAAACAACGUCUGUGCCCGAGCCGGGUUCAUGUCCAAAACCCAGAGAGGACUUUUCAUGAUUACGGAAACAGGACCUGCCCCAGGGCAUUAUAACGUCAACGAAUCCCUUGUGAAGCAGUCGCCAAAGAUAUUGAUGUCUUGUUUUAAAUCAAAAACGGGGCGUGGAUUAAAACUCACGUCGACAGGCCCAGGACCCGGUUAUUACAACCCGAAUGAUCACACCAAAGUUCCAAAAAAGACUCUUAUCCCGAGAAACCCCAUCCUGAACUUCUCUGCCCAGCCUUUGCCUCUGCCCCCCAAGCCGCCUCUUCCGGGCCCCGGCCAGUACGAGAUCGUGGACUACACGGGCCCCCCCAAGCACUUCAUCUCUAGUGCGUCCUUUGUGUCCAACACCAGCCGGUGGACAGCGGCGCCAGCCCAGCCAGGCCUGCCCGGCCCAGGUCAGAGGACUGCUUCAAAUGACUGUAAAAACCAAACCUGGAAUUGUUUGUCAUUCCUGGGCCAUCAAGCGCCACUGAUUUAUGGGCUGUUUGCCAAACAGUUUACAGGGGUUAAGCGUGGAUCUAGAAGUCUCUUCAGCUCAUGCUCUCAGAGUAUGAAAGGUGGAGGGGUUUUGUUUGUUUUUUAAGGUGAAAGGGCUCUUAGAGAUGCUCUAGGCCAGGGAUUUAUAACUGAGGACUGUGAAUGUUUGAGGGGCCUGAAGAUGGGCUGCAGGCGCCUUGUCACCCUGAAAUCAUCUACAGAUUUGGAGCAUGCAGACGUUAUUUUGGUGGCUGGGGAGAGCCAGUGUUUUUGUCCAAAAGGUUCAUGUUCUUAAAAAUGUUUAAUCAUGGCUCUAGUGUGGUGGAGCCACCUCACAGAUGGGGAAGGUCCUGAGAGCGAGGUGUCACAGUCCCUCUGUGGGCCAUGCCCACCCCUCUCUUCUGUGUGUGUCUGUUGUGAAGUACAGCAGGGCUCCAGCAGAGCGGGUCUUUGCAGCUAUCUAGUUCUGCGGCCUUUUACAGGUGGGUUCAAGCUGCGGGUCUCUGUUACCUAGGAUCUGCCUGAGAGCUGAUAGCCUCAGGGACUGGCUCCAGGGGCUGGUCUCUGCACUCUCCCCACCCCCCGCCUGCUUGUGGCUCUCAGUGGAGCCCUUAGCUAUUGACCACCCCCGGCACCGGCCAGGGUGGAUGGCCUUGGGACCGAUGGGUGGGCUGGUGGGCAGGUCUGUGAAAUUCAGCUUUUCAGUGAGCGCUACUGGGGAUGCAAGAAUGACUUAGGCCCAGGCCCUGUCCCCAGAGGUGUCACCUUCCCUCCACACACUCAGAUGGGUAAAGCGUAAGGUAGAUGGGACAGGGAGCACGUCAUUCUCAUGGCUUUGGUCUUGGGAACAUAGUCAUAAGGAAGCCAGCAAGGGCCGGAGGUUUGGCCUUGGGGUCAUCUGGUCCGUCCAGGCAGAACUCAGCUUGGGCCAGCACAUGUCCAAAUGCUCCAUGUGCGUGGUGAGCUCCAGGACCCCGGCGACCAGCCGGGUCCUUGUCUGACCCUGUUCGGCCCAGAGCUCCAGGAGUUUUUUUCUGAGCUUUCUGGCCAUGCUGUGAUCAUCUAGGCCAAGUGAGCUUCCUUGAGCUCCUCCUUCCUUUCCCCCCACCCCCCGCCUGGCAUAAGCACAUGCAAACAUCUGCCUCCUUGGCUUCCAGUGGAUGCAGGCCUACCUGGACUGCCACGGCUGCCACCUCCCUGUUAUACCAGGCUCCUUGUAAUACCAGAGGCCGUGUGUGGCCCUUGUGAACCAAAUUAGCAUGAGAGGUUUCAGUCACCCCAGGUUGUGGGUCCCAAGCCCUUGAGUAGUCCUGGCUGCUGUUGUCAUGCUUUUCAGUUUUUUGGAAAUUUCUAAACUAAGUCAAACAGCAUCCCUCUAAAAGCUGACACAUUGUUUCUGUAAGAGUAUUUUUCUACUCUAUAUUUUUUUCAAAUUUCAUGCAAAACUCUUUUGUAAAUUUUCUUCUAUUAAAAAAGUUAAAGGUUGCUCUAGUAUGGGUUCAAUCCCUGGCUGGCUUGGGAACUUCCACAGGUGUGACCAAAAAAAAAAUAUAUAUAUAUGUAUAUAUAUAUACAUAUAUAAAUAUAUACAUAUAUAUAUGGUUGAAGAAGGUGGGAAGCCAGAGUUCAGGUCCUGCCUCAGCUAGUUAGGCGCCAGAUGACCCUGGGCCAGUCCCUGCCUCUCUGUCUCCCCACAUGUAAGGUCCAGGGGCGGGACAGGGUCCUGCCGGCCUUGCCAGCUCUGAUAUAGAAUGCCAGAGCCUUGAGAACUGGCCUUUUGUCUCUUAAUGUUGUCUCCCUCUCUCCUCAAAGCCACAUACAAGCCGGAAUUGCCUGGAAAACAGUCUUUUCUCUACAAUGAGGACAACAAGUGGAUCCCAGUGUUGUAGUCACCUCGCCUGAGCUCGAGAAGAGCCCUGGCCACCGGCUGUCCAUCCGGGUGUCCCAGGAUGUUCAUUCAGAGAGCACCCACUUCGUGUGUGACAGCUGAUGACUCUGGGAUGGCUCUGCUGCCCCAGCCUGGUGUUAGAACCGGGCUGCUGCAUUUGUCCUUGUCUUGAGCUGCCCCCUGGACAGAGCCUCCCUCGGUCACUUUGCCAUGCAGCUAUCUGGGCCGGCUUCUGCACAGCUCCCCUCAGAUUUCAGGUGUCCCUGAAGCUCCAUCUCCAGGAGAAGGAGGCUGGUGGCAGAUGCCCCAUCUAGAAGCCUGAUGCUGAGCCAGGGCCCUGGAGCCACAGGAUAGAUGACACAGGGCCUCAGCCCCAGCUCUCUCCCCAUCCUCUAGCCUUGACUUCCGGACUCCUCCAGAAUUCCAGGAGCUGGAAAGGCCAGAGGCACUGUGACAGGAACAUGAAAAGCAUGGCAGCGAGUCACUGUCGUCACGUGGUUACCCACCCGCAGGAGAGGCCGCCACACCGUUUACUGGCCUGUGCUUGAUGGACAGCCGCAGGCGGGACCUGCUGGGGCCAGAGCCCUGGGCGCGGUGGUGUGAGGGGCACCUGCCAAUUUUUCCACCUGGACUUUUGCCUCCCCUGGCCUGGUCCCAUCCCCUCCCAUCUCCCGCUCAAAUUCAAUAUGACCUUAAUGGAUCCUUUCUGCCUGCCAAGUCAUUUCUCCUCAGCAAGAGGAAGAUUCUCAAAGAACCAAGAGGAACUAGAGUUAACCACUCAUCCCCUCCUUCCCCAACCAUUGACGCAUCUUUCGCUCAUGAGCCGAGGUGGCUGAUGCUCUCCCCCGGCCGCAUCUGCCUGGGGCCCCGCUGCCCCUUGGCUCUCUCCUUGACCUUCCUCCAGGAAUGGCAGUCCAGACCUGGCUGCCGACGGGCUCUCCCUUUGGGGAGGGGUGGGCGAGGAAGAGGGAGGAGAGGAGGGAAUGAUGUGUCCCAUUAAACUGAGUUCUCAUUUCUCUCCAAA